UGCCUCGGCCCCACCUGGAGACGCGGACGGGUCGCUUCGUGGUGGUGGAGCUGGUGGCCUGCAACGUGCUGCUGCCCGCCAUCAGGAAGAUGGCUGACCCUGAUUGGAUCAACCUGCUGCUGGUCGGGGCCUUCCCCAGGAAGACACAGGGCGAGGAGCCCUGCCCUGCAGUUCCAGUGCCAGACUCUCUGCCUCUCACAGUUCAGCUGGAUGCUGCCCCAGCAGUACCACUUCUAUCCCCGUCACCUGGGCGAGAAGCAGGGGCUGGUGGUGAGGAUGGUGUGGAUGUGCCAAGUGAGCCACCCCGCAGUGAGGGGGUUGUCCUGAGGCCACGAGGCCUGGGCUUGCUGUUCCCUUAUGAGGGUUUGGAGCUGGAUUCUCCGAGCCAGGAUGUGGAGCUGCUGGCACCAUCGCCUGCUGGAGAGCUUCUUGAUGAGCCUCUCCCUGAUGUUCCCACUCCGCUGGAGGGAGCAGACACUUCAGAGGAUGGGAUGGGGGAUCUGGAGGAUGGCCAUUCCACCAGCAGUGAUGCUGGACUGCUACUCCCCUCUGCUUAUGUUCUGGGCUCCUGCCCUGACAUCCAGAUUGAUCCAGUGAUGGAGACGGAGGAGGACAGUCCCAAGAAGUGCUCUGUGCAACGGCCCUGCACCUUGGGGAAAGAACUGGGAACACCGGAGGCCCUACCACAAAGCCCGUCAGACCCUGUUCAGCCCCUUCCCCUGCUCUCAUCCUCCCCGACUGCUCCCAUCAGCACCUUCAGCUUUGAGCCUCUCAGCAGCCCUGACGGACCAGUGGUCAUCCAGAACCUGCGCAUAACUGGCACCAUCACUGCCCGUGAGCACAGUGGGACUGGCUUCCACCCCUACACCUUGUACACCAUCAAGUAUGAGACAGCCCUGGAAGGUGAGGUUGCAGGCAACCUUCAGCAGAUGGCCUACCACACUGUGAACCGCCGCUACCGGGAGUUCCUCAACCUGCAGACCAGGCUGGAGGAGAAACCGGAGCUCCGCAAAUUCCUGAAAAAUAUCAAAGGACCAAAGAAACUGUUCCCUGAUCUCCCAUUUGGAAAUAUGGACAGCGAUAAAGUGGAAGCCAGAAAAAGUCUGCUGGAAUCUUUCUUGAAGCAAUUGUGUGCAGUACCUGAGAUUGCAAACAGUGAGGAAGUGCAGGAGUUCCUUGCUCUGAACACUGAUGCCAGGAUUGCGUUUGUCAAGAAGCCCUUUGUUGUCUCCAGGAUAGACAAGAUUGUUGUCAAUGCCAUUGUGGACACCCUGAAGACAGCAUUCCCCAGGUCAGAGCCACAGAGCCCCACAGAGGAUCUGAGUGAGUCUGAAGUGGAUGGGAAAUAUCAGCCAGAUGGGAAGAAGGCAAACAAGUCCAGGCUUAGGUUUCCAUCCAGCAAAAUCACUCCAGUGCUGAGUGUGAGUGAAGCACAUGACAGGAUUGUGUACUCUGUGAGGGAGGGCAGCGCUGUCUCUGGCACCCUGUCACUGGCUGCUAUGGAGUCCUUCAUCCAGAAACAGGAGAAGCUGCUGGAAGGAGUCCCCAGCAAAGCUCCUGAGGGCGAGGGGAGUGAAGAAGCCAAGGAAAAAUCUGUGCAGGAGGAUACAGAUGGGCUGAACACGUUGGAGCAGGAAGCACAUCUGGACACAGACACGGACUCUGAGACUGCUUUGGCUGACCUGGCCCUGGACUUGCUGCGUUUGCUGCUGAUGGAUCACUGGAGCUGGCUGGGCAUGGAGAAUAUCCAGAAGGUCUUCCACUUGCUCUUUGGGACCCUCAUUCAAAGGUGGCUGGAAGUCCAAGUGGUCAACCUGACCUGCACCCAGCGCUGGGUGCAGUACCUCCAGUUGCUGCAGGAGUCCAUCUGGCCUGGAGGAGUUCUACCAGAAGUGCCCAAACCAGCCAGGACAGAGGAACAGAAGAAAGCAGCUGCAGAGCAGGCCCUGCAGAGCCUGAUGGGGAUCUUGCCUAAUGUGGUCCAAGAAAUCCUUGGAACCGAUAAAUGUCGCAUGAGCUGGAGCCUGGUGCUGGAGUCCUUGGGCCACCCUGUUAUAAACAGGCACCUGGUUUUCUGCCUCUUGGACAUUCUGCUGGAGUUCUUGGUUCUGAAAGGCUCCAGUGAUCAGCUGGAGACUGCAACUGUCAUGCCAUCUGACUCUAGUGGUCUGGAGAAAGCAGGUGGUGCAGCACAUUAACAAGGGCUGGUGUAGCCAGCAGAGAAGGAGAGAAGCCACAGAAGGAAGAUGGGGAGUGGAUGGAAUGAGAAGAUGACAUCAGCCAUGAAGUCAGCCAGGAACUCAUCCCUGCAUCCCACGUGAUGGGGAAGCUGGAAGGCAAGCUGUCUCCUUGCUGCCACAGUCUUGUUCUAACAUCUUUUGCUGACUGAAUAUCAAGAGGCAAGUUGGGCAGACUGAUCCUAGGAAAGAGAACUCCUCCCUUGCUUGAAGAGGACUGGUAGCUUAAUUGUGCUUCAGGAUUACUGUGUAUCUUGCUUGAUGGGUCGUAGUUCAGUCCCAGAGACAUUCACUUGGAGGGCACAGGAGAGAAGGAGCUGACCUUUGUGUGGCACAUAGCACAUAAAUUGUCUCCUGCACAGCGCUCCUCACAGUGAGCUCUGGGAGAGGAGUGAACACCUCUGAGGCCAGAAGGAAUGCUGAAUGUGUGCCAGGGGAUGUCAGCUAUUAAAUAGCCUCCAGAGCAGCACCUUACCACUGUCAGACCAAUGACAAGGCAGAUGGACCUGGAAAAUGCAUGCAAGCAGAUCUGUAUUUCUCCCAGGAUAUGGACCACUGAACUGACCAGUGCAGGACUUUGCAAAUCAAGGAGAUGCUGCUCCUGGUGUUCUUAACAGAUUAAAGCACUGAAAAGAAGAGGCGUUGCAAGAGGAAAGCAUGCAAGAUCUCAGCUAAUUUCCAUGUUACUGUACCAAGUGGUGCUUUUCAUGCAGUUUCUGGCAGCUCUGAGAUCGUGUAACUUGAACAUGUACACUACUGACAGCAGAGCCUUGCCCUUCCCAGAGACAGCUGCUUAAUGAUAGACACAUGGCUGUGUUUCUUCAUGCUUCUGGUGUGUGUCUGCCUGUGUUGUGCAAUAAAUACUGGGAAGGAGCAGCUUGCUGCCUGGAAGUAUAUUGUUAGGAAGCCCCAGAACAUCCCAAGGCAAGGCACAAUGUAAUGAAUCAAUGCAGUUUUGCACAGCUUAUUGGAGCAGAUUCUCAGCAAUGACACUUCUGAGGUGGUAAAGUUGCCCACUUAUUUGGAACAGGAGGGAGCACAUGUGUUAAAGAGCAUAAGAGCAGAUUAGACAGUGUGCUAGAGAAUGUUCUGUAUGGGAUGAUCACAAAUGGCCAAGCAGCAGGUUGAGAAGCAGCACUCAUACCUCUAGACACUAUCUACUUGGAGUACCCUUUUCACCUUUUUCUUCACUGCCAGGCUUCUGAUUUCCCUUUUUUUUCCCCUUACAGCUUCCACUUAUUACAUCGCCUACCUUGAGGAGUGGGAGAAGGCAGUAGGGCAAGGAGUUGUCAGCCAGGGCUGGUGUGAUGUACAUCCCUGUUGUGCUUGGUGGUUUCCCAGGUGCUCAUGGUGUGCUUGCUUGCUAUUGCUUUUUCUUAAACUUAGUGGGUUUGGAGCACCAAGACUGCAUUCUGCCACUGAUUAGAGAUGUCAUUGUGCCUGCUGAGAAGGAUAAGACAGAGAUAGACUGCAGACUGCAUGCUACCAGCUCCACCCGGGGGCAGAGGCUAGCACAGUCCUUACAGGUCUUUGUCCCUGGAAGGAUGAGAUUUGUCUUUGCUCUAAUAUGCCCUGACCUCUGGCACUAGGCAAGCAGCUCAAUAUUUCAUCCUUCUGAUGGAAAUAAUUUGUGAUUUUUUUGCUGGUGGACUCGGAGGGCUGUAGCUUGAGAGCUGGCACUUGGCUGGAGUGCUUUGACAAUGAUUUGUGGUUAUACCAGGCAACUGCUUGGGGAGUGUGUGUGUGCUCUGCAUCCUUCAUGCAAAGCCUGCAUCUUGUGGGCUUGCUUACAUGGUGCAGUAGUAGCAUCUCCUCUGUGUUCCCUGGUCAUUGCAGGGGUGUUGGAGCAGGAGACUUCUAAAGGGGCCUUUGGACCCAUUCUGUGAUUCUGCGUGGGAAUGGUUGGGGCAGAGAGAUGAAGUAAGUUUACUUGCAUGCAAAUCAGCAGCAGGGUCAGGAGCAGACCCCAGGAGUUUGGAUUGUGAGAUCUUAGAUUUAAUCUCCAGAACUUUUUUUUUCUUAGAGCAAGGAAAGCACAAACCAGAAUUGCCAGAGCGCUUUCUCUAGCUCCUACAGGCUGGGCUUCAAACUCCCAUUUUCUCUGUAGAUAUUAAUCUGUUCUCACAGUCAAGAUGAGGCUGCCCAGGAACAGCAUAGGAACAAGUAGCCCCUCUCUGUGUCAUCUUGUUGAGCAAUACGAAAUCCAAUAAGAAACUCAGCUCUUUUUCUAAUGCCACUUCUUUGUCUCACUAUCACUUUCAAAUUAAAUUGAGCGCAACAGUGGCAAACUUCUGUACUCAGGUGGGCUGGAAGUUUAUUUCCAUUGGGUUGGAAAUAUUGCUUUGGUAAAGCAAACAAGGCCAGCAAAAAUAAAUGAAAAAGCAUCCUGAGGCAGAGGCUGCUUGUGUACAACAGUGCACAAUUUUCCCCUCUCAGGUAUCAUCAGCUCUGCUCCUUUCUCCCUGAGUAAGGGUCAUGCAGGUCCAUCUCAAUGUCCUUUGGGCACUGCUGCUUGGAAAGCUCUCCCUGAUACCAGACCUAGAGGAGAAAGCUGGUAAGCUAUAAAGAAAGAGGGAGGAAUGACCGAAAGAGAAAAUUGAAAUGUUAAUCUAAGAAAGAAAAAAACAACUGAAAAGGAAGGAGAACUUGAUACAAUGAAUGCUUGGGUCAUGUAUUAUUUUAGAUUAGCUCUGCCAUAAAAAGAUCCCAUACACCCUAUGAAAUCCAUUACCUAUAAGCCAGUGAACAUUUGUACAGCACAUGAUGCAGGGAUCAGAGCUGGAGCCAAGUUCCCUUGUAUGAUAUCCACCCCAGGCCCAACUGGUCCAUUUCCAGUAUCAACAACCAGAGGAUUAAGCAUUUAUCUCUGCAGAACAGCGGAUAAUUAUUAGCAGAUCAAAUAGUGGCUGUGCUCUAGAGAACAUUCCUGUGACUGUUUGUGACCUAGUGUGGCUUUAUUGCCUGCAGGUGAGCUGUAUGGAAUGGGAGAUGGGUUUUCCUGUGCUGUGUGGUGCAGGUGUUGCCUUGCUGGUGCGUGCCUCAGAGCAGGGCUUUGUGCUGGGAUGGCACCUGGCUUCCCAGAUGAAGGUGUGGUGCAUUGUGGCCAUAGGCAGUGGGAGUCAGAACCCAGCUGGAGACCUUCCCUUCCAGCCAGACCCUGGAAGAAGGGGAUCAGGAUGCUGCGAUUUGCCAUCUUCUAGAUUUAAAUGUAAAAUUCAGGUUUGGGCACUUCUGGCUUUCUUCAAAUAAAUUAAUACCAUUUUCCUGGCUGCCAUCCACUUCAGGUAAUUAUAUUCUUCCUACCUUAAUGCCACUCCAGCCCCUGUCUCCACCGGAUAUGCUGUACUCUAAUUCCCGUCUGGAGCUUGCUCAUUAUGUUUCAGUUUUUUUCUUUGUGCACAGAGGGCUAGGCAGCCUGAGCUGCUCAAAUAGUGGAAUAGUUGAGAGAAGCAGCCUUGGGCAUCUUGCAUUACCUGGUGUUGUCCCAGGGCAUCUCCCCUAAUGCGUGAGCCUGCUGAGCUGGGAAGCUGGAUGGCAGAAAUGAUUCUUCUCCUGUUUAACAGCAGAAAGCUGCUACAAACCCACCUGUUUUUGCUUGGAGUCUUGAGGGUGGUGCAGGUGGCAAUGGGGGGAAGCCAGAACUCCUUCAUGGUUCUUCUACCACCCUGUGCUGCCGGAUCUCUGGAGUUGCUGCAGACUGGAGUGUGUCCUUACAUACGUGUAGGUGGGGAAGAGACCUCCUGCCAUCAAGGGCAGUGCUGGCAGUGUCUAAUGGGGAUGUGCCCUGAGUUUCCUGCAGUCUUGCCUUGACCUGUGCUCUGUAUCCAGCCCAGAGCAGCCCUGAUGCCUGAGCAGUACUGCAAGCUGGUUUCAAGUGCCUUGUUUCCCUCUUGGAGCGCAGCUUGCUCUUCUCCCUCCACCUCCUAGUGGCUCCUUUGCCUUUAUAUCUCCCUGAAAUGAUGCAUUGAGGUUGGAUUUUUUUUUUCCCCUUCACAAAGUAUUUAAAGUUGCCCGUUUUUCCUCCCCCUUCCAAGGAGGCUCUCUCCAUCUCCUGGCCUUCCUGAGUGGCUGAAAAGGUUGCUGCAGCACUGCUGAAAGGUUGCUUGAGGAGAGCAUCCCCCAAAGCUCCUGCUUCCUUCCUGUUCCCAGGGCUCCUCCGUGGCCCCGGAGACAACGGGGACUCGAGGGCCAUCCUGGCAGAGAGGCACAGCAGGGGUGAGGAUCAAAGACCACAAACCACUGUUUAAAAUGAAUAAUACCCACCGCUCCUCUGAGUGCUGCAUCUGGCAGAGCCUCAUUAACCUUCUGUUUCCCCCUCCUACUCCUUUGCCUCUGAAAAUCAACAAAGCCAAACAUAACAAGUUGCCUUGAUUGAAGGAGGGUGAAGUGUGUGUGCUUAGUGUGAAAAAGCACAAGGGAAGCCAUGGGCUGAAGCCCUUUUUCCAUGCAGGCCACUUCACUUUUAUUGCGCUGGAAGAUGGAGCUCUUUGAGUUGCGAUGCUCUUUAUAGCUGAGCUCUUUAACUUUCUCCUUUCCUCCCCUUGCAGCCUUCAUUCUCCUCUUGUUUGGCUCCUUCCGCUCUGCUCCUUUCUUUUUUUGUCCUGUGAGAACGAGUCUUUUAAUCCCCUUGUACUGCAGAUUAAAGCUAUUACAGCCUCCCCAGCCUGACAUUUUCUCAGCGCAGCUCACAGCCAGGUCUUUAUGAGCAUUCUGUCUGCUGCUGCCUUUCUUCUCGGUGCACUAAACCUCCAUCCCUGACCUUUCCCUGCAGAAGGAAGGGCUGCGGUGUGCAAUCCCAUGUCUGCAGAGUGGUCUCAGCAGGGCUCAGGCUGUGGGAAAUGAAAACUCAUGGAAAUUAAUGAGUAAAUAAGCAGAGAAAGAGAAAAUGAUGGGAAAUAAGAGACAGAACCGAAGCAGAAUUCAGCAUGUUUGGGAACUGGUUGCAGAGUGUGGGUCUGAGAUGUGCAUGUGCAUGUGGCCAUGUUGUUACAAGGAGGCAAACCAUGAGCUUGGGGCUGCUUUUAGCAACGCUGGGGUUACCUGAAAGCUGAGGUGCAGUCCCACUGCAUGCCUUGUGUUGGAAUAAUGGCUGCUGGCACCUGCAAGGGCACUGCUUGGUGUUCAGUGUGUGAGCUUUCAGGGGCAGGGAUUCUGUAGUACUUGUCAGCAGUUUCAGGUGGGAUGUUAGGAAAAGUUUCUUUGAAAGAGCAGUGCUGCACUGCACAGCUGCCCAGGGAGGGGGGGUCACCAGCCCUGGGGGUGUUACAGAACUGUGGGGCUGUGGCACUCAGGGAUGUGGGCACGGUGGGGUGGGGAUCUGGGAGGUCUUUUCCAACUUGAGUGAUUCUGUGGUGGGAGAAGGAUCUGUUCUUAUACACGGAAUGGAGAAGGUGGUCUGAUGGCUCCUUCUUUCAGAUCUUCUGCAUGAGCUUCCUUGUGCUGUGCUAUCUAUGCAAGAGUGUAGGGAAGACCAACUUUCAGUCCGGCAGGGCUUUACUUGCAUCCGUGCCUGUAAGUUAUUUCACAUCCCUUUCAAAAGGGAGAACAGAGAGUUUGUUUCUCUUAGUAAGCAACUUGAGGGCUCAGCCUUCGUGCGCAAGGCUGGAAGGUGUUGAAGGGGCUGAUUCAGCACCUCCUGGCUUUGCUAAAGCACACAGAGCACGCAGCAUCUGCGCUUCCCAUUGCGUACCGGAGCAACUGUGGGGACUCCUGGGGCAGGCAGCAAAAUUGCUUUCCGAGUGAGAAUAAAAGAAGUGCAACUGUCCCCUUUUUGGGAACUGGUUUCGGGGCAGAAGUUCCCCCAGCAGCACAGCGUGCCCUAAUGAAAUGGAAGCGGGAGCUGCCCCCGGAGGGGCCCUACGUGUGAACCGCUGCCAUGUCGAAUCCACACCAAUCCCUCCUCCAGGAUCCCCUGCCCUGUAAUUACUGCUUUUCUCUUUGUGUGGGCCACCCCCCCCUCCUCAUCCCCUUUCCCCUCCCCCCCGUGUGCGCCCCAUAAGAGGAUAUUUGUAAUGAAAAUCGCUCGGCAGAAGCAGAGAACAAAAGCAGAGGCGAGAGGCGCUGGGCUCCCACCUCCGGCCGUGGGGUGGGCACGGGGGCCAGGAGCUGCUUAUUAACCUUAAUCUGCAGAAAGGGGCCGGAGCCGCGGUGUGCACGGUUUCAUAGCUACAGCAGCUCUCUCCCAGGCGUGCAGCCUUAUGAAGGGGAGAUCUCCCAGCAACGCUCCUGGCCGGGGCUCUAAUGCGUUUUGCACCGUGCCGUCUAAUCUGGGUUGGAAACCUCACCGGGAUCCGGCCCCAGGAUGGCAGAUCCCAGCCACGGCCAGACUCGUAAGCACAUAUCCAGCUCCAACCUUCUGGUUGCUGGGGUGAAAGGGCCUCUUCAUCUCCACAGGGAGAGGCAGAUGAAUCCCAGGCUCUAACGAGGACCUGCUUUUCCCCCCCUUCCUCAUCUCUGGCUCGAGGGCCCUUUAUUAUGUCUUUUAAUUCUCAGCUGCGAGUAGGAGGGAGCAAUAAGACCAGAGAAAUGGGGGGCAGAAAGCCCCUCGCAGUGGGGGAAGGCCUCAGCUGCUGGUGUGUGAAAUGGGAUGGCAGUGGGGGGAUUAGAGAUGUCAGCUCAUGGGAAGAAGUGGAUAUUUAAUAGCUUUGCUCACUGACUGCGAGGCGGUGAUGGGCCCAAGAGAACAUGACGUGGGAUGGAGAGAAAGACACAAGAGCUGAGCUUGUAUCUCUUAAUAUCAAAUUAUGGGCCUGGUAGCUCAUCUUUUCCGUAUCUGGUUGGCAUGGGAUGUUCCUGGCACAGUGAACCAAGCAGGGCUUCUUCCCAAAUGGGAGCCAUUGGCUGGGCCAUGUCCUCCUCCUGAUGGAUGCAACUUGUUCGUGGCAAGCACAGGCACUGAGCAUGUUGCUGGAUGGUCUGCGUGCAGCGUGUUGGGUGUUAGGAGAAGUUUCUGCUCUAAAACAGCAAUGCUGCACUGCACAGCUGCGCAGGGAGUGGUGGGGUCACCAUCCCUGGGGAUGUUCCAGAGCGAUGGGGAUGUGGCACUGAGGAACAUGGGCAUGGUGGGCUGGGGACAGGGAUCUGAGAGCUCUUUUCCAGCCUUAAUGAUUCUAUGAUUCUGUAUUCUGUGUUUUGCUCACGUUUUACAUCCAUUAAGGGAACCGAGUCCUUUUGAAGCAUUAGCACUCUGUGCUCUCAUCUCUGAUGCUGUCUUCUGCACGCAGAAUUCUUUGUGCAAAGAGCACAUGCUCCUGCACCCAUCAACAUUUUUGUGCGAUGACACCAACAAAAAUUGCUGGAUUCCUCCCUCUUCUCCAGAACACGUGUUGCACACUGUGCACUGCGUUUCUCACCCAGCUCACCUCUCUGCCCCAGGGGAAGCUGCCCCUCGUGGAAAAGGGCUGUUCAGAGUGGUUCUGGCAGGAUGGAGGUCGCUCCUUGUUGCUUCCUUUGUAACAAGUGAUGAAGGCCAAGCGAGCCGAGCCUUCCCAUCGUGAUUGAUUGGUAAAGAGCCUUCCCAGCACUGCACUUCAUCACUGCAUCAAAAGGCAACGUGCCCUUAAUGAACCUGCUCUGCUCUGCGCUCCGUCAAGCUGUGUUAAGCUUUUGUUUUGCUUUUGUCCGUGCAAGUGAAUUCUAAUAAACUAGCACAUGGCUGUUGUUUCCAGCACAAAGCACAUA
Meleagris gallopavo (turkey) is the source of this 9917-nucleotide messenger RNA. It is a transcript of the gene SNX19, whose product is annotated as sorting nexin 19. The record is from RefSeq and is a predicted model, not a curated record. Lineage: Eukaryota; Metazoa; Chordata; Aves; Galliformes; Phasianidae. Gene Ontology annotation, molecular function: phosphatidylinositol binding. Gene Ontology annotation, cellular component: intracellular membrane-bounded organelle.